Molecule: messenger RNA, 3868 nt
Organism: Anolis carolinensis (green anole)
Lineage: Eukaryota; Metazoa; Chordata; Lepidosauria; Squamata; Anolidae
Product: cytochrome P450 2C39-like
Exons: 9
Coding region: 221-1729 (502 amino acids)
Biological process (GO): xenobiotic metabolic process
Cellular component (GO): intracellular membrane-bounded organelle; cytoplasm
Molecular function (GO): heme binding; iron ion binding; oxidoreductase activity, acting on paired donors, with incorporation or reduction of molecular oxygen, reduced flavin or flavoprotein as one donor, and incorporation of one atom of oxygen
Source: RefSeq, a predicted model, not a curated record
CACAAUUAAACGUGUUGCAAAUCGCAGUGGCUAUCAGAAGAUGACUUGCCGGUUUAAGUUUGUUAUCACUUGAGUGUGUGCGUGUAUAUAUAUCUAAUCUAUAUAUUUAUCUAUAUAUAUGGAAUGUUAGUAGGAAAGAGAGCGAGGGAAUAACAUUGAAUCAACAUCUUUCAACUUCCACAGUUGGCUGGAAAUACUCAAAGAGAAAGGAGGCAGGAAGAUGGAGGGGACCCGGAUAUUUUUGAUUCUUCUGCUUGUGAUUCUUCUGCUUCUCUACUUUCUGAAACAGCAGUGGUCACGCCGACACUUUCCCCCUGGACCUCUUGCCCUUCCUGUCAUUGGAGGCGUAUGGAGAAUUAACUUUGGAAUUGGAUAUAAUGAAGAAACACUAAUAAAGUUGGCAAAACAGUAUGGGAACAUUUAUACUUAUUGGGCAGGACAUAUUCCAAUAGUAGUUUUGUCUGGAUUUGAAGCUGUGAAAGAAGGACUGGUUGAUCAUUCAGAAGAAUUCUCAGAUCGGCCAGAAACUCCAUUCCUUACACUUAUAGGAAGACAAAAGGGUAUUGUAUUUUCAAAUGGAUAUACCUGGAAGCAGCAGAGACGGUUUGGCCUUGUUACUCUGCGGAAGUUGGGAGUGGGGAAAAAAAGCAUGGAGGGCCAAAUAGAAGAGGAAUCCCGACAGCUUGUAGAGGUUUUUGCACGUGAAAAAGGGCAGCCAUUUGAUCCUGCUUUGCCCAUCACCAAUUCAAUCUCCAACGUGGUAUGUGCCAUGACUUUUGGAUACCGGUUUCCCCUUGAAGAUGAAACCUUCAAGAAACUGACCGAUGCUGUGGCACUCACCUUACAAUUUGCAGGAAGUCCAUUUCAUGUGGCAUACGAAAUGUUCCCAUGGCUCAUGAAGCAUCUUCCAGGACCUCACAAGAAGGCAUUGCAUGGUACAGAGAUGGUGCUUUCAUUAGCAAAGAAAGAAAUACAGAAACAUAAGGAUCAAAAGUCCUUUCAUGAGCCACAGGAUUUAAUUGAUUUCUACUUGCUUAAAAUGGAGAAACAUCAGAGGAAGAAUGAUCCUACUUCUACAUAUGACGAAGAGAACCUGGCUCAGGAUAUCCAUGACUUAUUUAUUGCUGGAACAGAAACGACUGCCACUUCUCUGAAAUGGGCAAUCCUCCUUUUGGCAAAUCACCCAGAUAUUCAAGAUAAAGUCUACAAGGAAAUAGAAGAUGCUUUGAGUUCCUCUUCUUUCUGCUACCAAGAUCUAAAGAAGCUCCCUUAUACAAAUGCCGUGCUUCAUGAGAUUCAGCGUUCAAAAUAUCCCCUCUUGUUUGGGCUCCCAAGACAAACUGUCACUGAUGUGAAGAUGAGAGGUUUUCUCAUCCCUAAGGGAACAAUUAUUGUACCAAAUCUACGCUCUGUACUUGUUGAUCCUGAGUAUUGGGAGACACCUGAAGAGUUCAAUCCAAAUCAUUUUUUGGACAAGGAUGGAAAUUUUGUUGCUAGAGAAGAGUAUCUCGUAUUUGGUGAAGGGGCCCGGGUGUGUUUGGGGGAGCAUCUGGCAAGGAUGGAGUUCUUCAUCUUCUUGGUCAACCUGCUGAGGGCCUUCCGUUUCCAGCUGCCUCCAGGAGUCAAAAAACUCAACGAACAGCCUACAGUAGGACUGACAACACCACCCCACCCUUAUAAAGUGUGUGCUGUUCCUCGCUCUGGUUCAUCAUUAACCAUACAAAAAUAACUACAAUGGCUUAUGCUGAUUUGCUGUAAUUUUAACAGUUCAUCUCUAACUUUAUAUAAUGUUCCCAAACAUCUUCUUCAUGCACAAAACCAAAAAUGCAGUCAUAAAGCAAUUUUAUUUCAAUCUGUUUUGCUUUUUUCACCAAUUCCUCUGUUUAAAGAAUUCUUGCUGUAUUAAUAUUUAAUACAGAUACCAAUUUUUAUAUUUCAUUCAUCCUGCAAAACUCAGCACAAAGUCUACUGCCUGAUUCUUCCAGGAACUGUGUGAUUCUUAUUGCAGUUUUCAACCUUUGAGCUGAUACUCUACCAGGACUACACGGUAUUUUCUUUGGCCCAAAAUCCUAUUCUGCAACAUCAACAAAAAUAGCAUCUUGCUUUUUCCAUUACUUUAAUAAGUUAACAUAGAAGGUUUCAGUAUCCUGUAGAAUCGCACAGAGGACGAAGUGAGCAGACUCUUUAAAAGGGGAAAGGUUUCCCCGUGACAUUAAGUCUAGUCAUGUCUGACUCUGGGGGUUGGUGCUCAUCUCCAUUUCUAAGCCAAAGAGCCGGCGUUACCUUUCCACCAGAGCAGUACCUAUUCAUCUGCUCAGAUUUACAUGUUUUUGAACUGCUCAGUUGGCAGAAGCUGGGGCUAACAGCGGGAGCUCAUCAUGCUCCCCCAAUUCAAACCACUGACCUUUCGGUCAGCAAGUUCAGCAGCUUAACGGUUUCACCUGCUGCGCCACUUGAGGCUCUGCAGACUCUUUCUGUAGCCAGAUUUUGUUCUUUGGACAAAUUUUCCACAUAAAGAAUUUAGAAAAAGUUUGAUAAUCUUCCACUUUGCAGCAGUUUCCUCUUUACACAAAAGCACCUUUUUAUUUUUAUGACCCUUGAGAAAUAAUCCCUGGCUUCUACACUUCAGCAAGUGACUGAGCUAUAGAUCUGUUUUUAACUGAUUUCUUCAGUCAUGUUCCCAGAUUGUUUUCAUAUAAAACUUAUGGUUUCUCAGUACAGCGGACUUUUUCUGGUUAUAAUUGUAAAGAUACUCAUAUGGAAAUCUCCAAUACCAAGUCCCAUAAGCACUUUAUUAGAAUUAAGAUCGCAUAUCGCACUUUGCACUUGCCCUAUAAGCCUUAUAUAUCACCUGUCACAUCAGCACUUUUAAUCGUGGCCCGGCCCAGUUCUAUUGUGUUUAGCGUAUUGUUAUUGCUUGUGGUUUAUACUGUUUUAAUUUUUUUUAAUUUGCCUCUGUUUGUAUUGUUAUAUUGUGUGUUGAGGCCUUGGCCUUUGUAAGCCGCAUCGAGUCCUUCGGGAGAUGCUAGCGGGGUACAAAUAAAGUUUAAUAAUAAUAAUAAUAAUAAUAAUAAUAAUAAUAAUAAUAAUAAUAUGGUAUCUUUACAGUUCUACCCAGAAUUGUAGAGUCCAGUUCUCUGGAGGAUAAUACCAGACAGUCAGGUCACCAACAGCAAUGAACCAUCAAGAAAAUAUUAGCUAAUUUUAAACUCCUCAUCUUUUAGAGCAUGUGUCCCCAAACUAUGGCCUGUGGGCCACAUGCAGCCCAUAAAAGCCAUUUAUCCAGCCCGUGCAGCAGCGGCUCCCUCCUCCACCACCGAGGAAUGCUCUUGCAGUGCGAAGUAGAAGGAGGGAAAGACAUGUGACUUUCCCUCCUUCUGUCUUGUUUUGGUUUUUAAGAAUAGCCUUAAAACACUGUGGUAAGUAAAUGAAAACUGCUUUACUUCAGCAAAACAUAAAGAAUAGCACACUCAGUGGAAUAAUGCAAAAGAAAGCAAGGAAGUCUUAGGGCAAACACAGUUCUUAGUCUCUGUUAAAUUUCCAAAUCAAAUAGCAGUCUUACUUCAGACAAAGAAACAGCAAUAAAUCCUUAGGAGCAGUUUCCCAGAUGCAGACUCGAAGCAGGCACAAGGGGAGCGAAGGCUUAGGCAUUAGAGUCAGAUUGUUACCAGCAAGAGCUGGCUGCACCUGCUUCUGCUUUAUAGUCCUGAGUCCCCCCACAGCUGCUAGGGCAGUUCCCAAUUACUCAGCUGCAUUUAUGGCAACUAUUCUAGCUGAAUGACGUCUCUGCUCUGUUUCCUUUUGCCUCUCCUGAAAUGUGGGUACUUGCAAAAUCUCCUCCGCAGAUUCCAACUUAUCCUCAGAUUCA